UUUUUUUCCUCACACUGUUUAGGAUUUCUCCGCGUCUCACUCUCUCGCGCACUUUUUUUUUUUUAUUUUAUUUUGAAUUUACUACCCCCCCACACCUCCAAGCCCGAGGUGGUCGCGGAGGACGCGAGGCGCUCCCCAGCCCUUCAUGCCCGGCGCUGGGCUCUCGGGGAGGACGCAGGCGGGGGGCGAGCACCGCGCUCCGCAGGAAAUGCCGGCGCCGCAGCGGGGAGCGCCCCCGGCCCGCCGCCCCCCGGCCGCCCGCCGCUGACCGCCGCCGCGGGGGUCGCUCCCGGCCCCUGCCCGGCUGGGAAUAAGCCCCGGGGCGGGGGCCCGCGGUGCCGGGGGUGCGCAGGGAGGCCCGUCGAGGCCAUGGGCGGCGGCGAGGCGCGGAGCCCGAGCUGCACCGGGCGCUGCCCGCCGGCGGGGCGGCAGCCCGGCACCCCGCGGGGCGGCGGCGAGGCGGAGGGGGGGCCGGCCUCCCGGGCCGCGCUGCCGCCGCCGCGGGAGACCUGGCGCCGCCGGAAACUUUCCUCGGCGCUGUGCGCCGGCUCCCUCUCCGUGCUGCUGGCCCUGGUGGUGAGGCUGGUGCGGGGGGAGCGCGGCCGGGACCUGGCGGCGGAGGGCGGCGCGGGGCCGCGGGGCUGGGGCUGGCUGCCCCCCGGCGCCGUGCCCCUGGGCCUGGCCGGCGCCUUCUUCGGCGCGGGCCGCUACCUGCUGCGCGGCGGCGUGCGUCCGCGGACGGCGGCGCUGCUGCUGGCCGCCUGCUGCGGGGGGGAAGCGGUGGCGCAGACGGCGCUGGCGGCGGGGGAGGAUCACUUGCUCUCCCUCGCCGCCACGGGGGUGGUGCUGAGCUGCCUGGCCGCCGUGACAUGGCUGGUGCUGAAGCUGAGGCAGGGCGUCCUCAUGCUCGCCGUGACUAGCGCGGCCAGGACCACGUCCCUCGUCGCCUUGGAGAGGGUCCCGGCGUCCUGGCGGCCCUACCUGGCCUACCUGCUGGGGCUGCUGGGCAUCCUCCUGGCCGGCUACGCCGACCGGCUCUGGCCCCCGCGGCGGGCCGCCCCGCUGGCGGAGCCUCCCGCCGCCCCCCCGGCCGCGGACGAAGCCCCGGUGCUCAGGCGGCGGCGGCGGUCCAGCUCCAUGAUCUCCCCCGAGAUGUCGGGCGGCGGCGGCAGCAGCAAGACCCACCGGCGGACCUCGCUGCCCUGCAUCCCCCGGGAGCAGCUCAUGGGGCAUUCUGAAUGGGAUCACAAACGAGGACCCAGAGGCUCACAGUCUUCUGGUACCAGUAUCACAGUGGAUAUCGCUGUCAUGGGAGAAGCACACGGGCUCAUUACAGACCUUCUGGCAGAUCCUUCACUGCCCCCCAACGUGUGUACUUCACUGAGAACAGUGAGCAACCUGCUUAAUACGCAGUUAACCUUCCAGGCCAUCCACAAGCCAAGGGUGAACCCUUUGGUGUCCUUCAGUGAGAACUACACCUGCUCUGACUCAGAGGAAUGUCCAGAGAAAGGAGAGAAACUAGCUAUUCCCAAGCGCUUACGGAGAAGUUUGCCUCCAGGACUGCUGAGACGAGUGUCCUCAACUUGGACCACAACAACAUCAGCCACAGGACUACCUACACUGGAGCCAGCUCCAGUGAGAAGGGAUCGCAGUGCCAGCAUCAAACCUCAUGAAUCAUCUUCAUCCAGUGCUGACUCCUGGAACAGCUCAAUUCUGAUGACACUCACGAAGAGCAGGUCCUUCUCCACCUCUUACACCAUGUCCUCUACCAACCACCUGAAUGCCAAAAGGCAGAGCCGGCAAGGUAUCCCACCGAAUAUCUCACCUCUCUCCUCCCCAUGCCAUUCACCAAUUCAGGGGACACCUGCCACAAGUCCUACUGGAAAAACAUCUUCUGUGUCAUUUCCAGACUCUACAGAUACUGACACCAAGCAAGGCUUAAAGCCACACAAAGUCUUAACCUCUACUCAGAGUGCACCUAGCCUGUCAGACCCUAUUAUCAGCCCCUCUGUCAUUUGCAGCAGCUGUGGCAGACCCUAUAAUCAAAUAGAAGCUGGUGAUGGGACACUAGAUAGAAAUGAUGGUACCACACACACCCUGAACAGAACAGAUGAUCCUGCGCAAGCCACUUCUGACUAUGAGACCAACAAUAGUGAUAGCAGCGAUAUCGUACAAAACGACGAUGAGACAGAUUGCUCCAAAGAGCAGAUGCGGAAGGGAUCCGUCUGUAGGACGUACACACCCGAGACCAUCAUUCUGCAUUCCUUGAUACCACCUGAGGACAAGCCUGUACUUGCUCCUGAGCCUCUGGUUAUGGACAACCUGGAUCCCCUGAUGGAGCAGCUAAAUAGUUGGAACUUCCCAAUCUUUGAUUUGGUGGAAAAAAUCGGAAAGAAAUGUGGUCGGAUUCUCAGUCAGGUAUCAUACAGGCUUUUUGAAGAUAUGGGGCUGUUUGAAACCUUUAAAAUACCAGUGAGGGAAUUUAUGAACUACUUUCAUGCCUUGGAAUGUGGAUACCGAGAGAUACCCUAUCACAACCGAAUCCAUGCAACUGACGUUCUACAUGCCGUUUGGUAUCUUACUACUCAGCCCAUCCCAGGACUGCCAACUGUGAUUAAUGAUCAUGGGUCAGCAAGCGAUUCAGAUUCUGACAGUGGAAUCACUCACGGCCAUAUGGGUUAUGUGUUUUCGAAGACAUACACGCCUACAGAUGACAGCUACGGAUGCCUAGCUGGUAACAUCCCUGCCCUUGAAUUGAUGGCUCUUUAUGUAGCUGCAGCCAUGCAUGAUUAUGAUCACCCAGGAAGGACCAAUGCCUUUUUGGUAGCAACGAGCGCUCCUCAGGCGGUGCUGUACAAUGACCGCUCCGUCCUGGAGAACCACCACGCUGCUGCUGCCUGGAACCUUUUCAUGUCGAGGCCAGAGUACAAUUUCCUGGUCAACCUCGACCACGUAGAGUUCAAGCAUUUCCGCUUCCUUGUCAUUGAGGCAAUUUUGGCUACUGACCUGAAGAAACACUUUGAUUUUGUUGCCAAAUUCAACGCCAAGGUGAAUGACGAUGUUGGAAUUGACUGGACUAAUGAGAACGACCGUUUGCUGGUUUGCCAAAUGUGCAUCAAACUGGCUGACAUAAAUGGGCCUGCAAAAUGCAAAGAUUUGCAUCUGCAGUGGACAGAAGGCAUUGUCAAUGAGUUUUAUGAACAGGGUGAUGAAGAGGCUAGCCUGGGCUUGCCAAUCAGUCCUUUCAUGGAUCGCUCUGCUCCUCAGCUGGCACACCUCCAGGAAUCUUUCAUCACUCACAUUGUGGGACCACUAUGUAACUCCUAUGACUCAGCGGGGCUGAUGCCAGGAAAAUGGAUAGAAGAUAAUGAUGAAUCAGGAGACACCGAUGAGCACGAAGAGGAAGAAACAGCAGAAAUGGAAACUUGUGAAAAUGCUGAAUCCAGAAAGAAGAAGUUCAAGAGGAGGAAAAUCUACUGUCAGAUCACUCAACACCUGCUUCAGAACCAUAAAAUGUGGAAGAAAGUAAUUGAGGACGAGGAGAGGUUAGCCGGGACAGAGAAGCAAGGCGCAGACCAAUCCACGCUGCACCAAUCUUCAGAACAAAUCCAGGCCAUCAGGGAAGAGGAGGAGGAGAAAGGGAAGCCUAAGAGGGAUGAAGAGGAGAAUACAACUGUAGAACCGAACCAAUGACAAUAUUUACAGCAGUAUUUUAAGACAGAUUGACUCGUGCACAGACUCUUUCUCAAGCCAGCACAGCAUUUAGACACAACACUGUAGAAGUAUGGGAUAAUGCGCCUACAGCUGUUUAAUUUGUUUCUCUUUCCUUUUUAUGGUGAGGUACAUUGUUUAAACUCCUAUGCUCAAGGAAGCUUUCACACUGCGACACCGGCUUUUACAGACUUUCUUUAAAGAUAUUUGGGAGUGGGUGGAAUUAUAUAAAUAUAUAUAUAUAUAGCCAGGGUUAUUGGCUGCGCACUUCAGCAAAAUACAUUUAAUGAUAUAUUAUGGUCACUGUGAUAUUUACAGAAGAAAGUUAUCUAAGGAAAUGCUGCUUCUGAAGCACAUUUGCAGUUAACAGUAAGGUACCAGUUAAGUAGCUUUUGCUCUUAAUGCUGAGGGAUAAAAGUUCCAAAGCUUUAUAUGAAUGCUGAUAUAUCCUGCCAACAUAUACGUGUGCGUGAGGGGGUGUUUGCGAGUGUGAGUGGAUGUAAUGUAAUAUAGCAUAGUUUGAGUUCUUAUUACACUAGCUGUAGCACAUGUCCCAGUACAUGACAACAAACAGAAGGCCUGAAUUUUAGAGAAUUUGUUCCCACAGGAGCAUCGGAGAGCAUUUUGAGGAGCUUGGCGUUCCCCAUAGCCCUCCAAGUCCCAGUUUGCACUCCAGCUGCAGGCAGCAGCCUUUCAGCAAGGGCCGCGGUGGCCCGGGCUGCUGGUCUGGCCCCAGCUGGCUGUGCGGGUUGUGCCUCCUCCUCUUCCUCCUCCUCGGCAUUUCCCACACUGCUGGCGAAAGGGAUGUGCCAGGAAAUUUAUUUUCCAAAGGGGGUUACGAGGGACUGUGUGGCAUGCUGGUCUGUUCCUCUCGAUGGGACCUGGCCCUCUGUAUACUUCUGAGCGCGUGAAUGGUUGCGUGGGGCAGCGUGUGUAUUUGGGCAGGAGAGGACAGAGAGCAAAUGUGUGUACGCACUCGGAAACCAGAGGCACGCUGUCAUCUUUCUACCCUAACCUUAUGCCUCCGUGCAUCAGUGGCCAAAUAUAUCAUUUAAGAACGAAGCUAAACUACAUCUCUUGAGAGCAAAAGAAGGGGGGGGUGAGGGCCAUGCCCUUCCUCAGAAUAAAAGGCAAACGGUGCAAUAGGAGCAGCGUGGUGGACAGGUGCCAGUCCUGAGUUGGCUGGACACUCGUAUGCCUCAGCAACCACUCACAUGAGCUUCAGAGAACUUGUUUUUUCAGUGUGAGGUGCUGGAUGGGAGCAGUUUGUUGCUGGCAUUCUCCUUAGAAGCAGCGUGUUUGAUCCCACCAAUAUACUUUUUUUUUCUUCUUUCUUUUUUCUUUUUUCUUUUUUCUUUUUUUUUUAAGAGAAAGGAAAAGAUCAGGCCUGUAAGAAGAGCAGAUUUUUUUUUGUUUGUUCUGUUUAUUUGUUUUCUCUGUUGUUUAUGCUGUGAGCCAAAUGUCUAUUUAAAAGGUUGGAUAUUCACUUUCAAUAUUUUAUUUCACGAUAUUAUAUUUGUCAAUGAUUAGCUAUCUAGAUGUAAAUAUGGAAAAAUUUUUAUGGGUUCCUGUAGAUAAUGAUAUCUUUAAGAAAAAAAAGAAAAAGAAAAAAAGGGAAAAUUUUUUUGUAAAGCUAAUUUUUUUAAAAAAUAAAUACAAAAACAUUUUUAUACAGUGUAGCCAUUUCCAAACCCACUAAACAAAUGAAGUCUUGAGUAAUUUGUAUAGACCCUUCUGGGAAGCCAGUGGUCUACCGGAUCAAGGCUUGAAAAUAUUAAUGCUCUUUGGGACUGGCAGCACUAACCAGUACCACACAGUUUAGAAUUUUGUUCCCACAAAAAGAAUGAUACAUAUAAAGUUCAGUAUUUCUCAAAAAUCAUUUGACUACGUAUGCUUUUUAUAUUUUGAUCCUGCAGCCCCUUGCCAAGAAGAGGAUUGCUUGUGUGAGCAAGAAUGCUUGUGAAAGGAAGAGCAUGUAGAAGUCCUUUCUAUGUUAAAUUUCUGACAUUGCAUCCGUCACUUUUUUUGCUAUUGUUACGCAUUCACCGUAUUUCAUGAUCCUAUUGAUACCUCCCAAAAAAUGUUGGAAAACAUUCUCUAUCAAAGCCAAUCAGCAUGUGUGUUACCACUUCAGAGUUUCUUUUUGCUUUGCAUUUCCGAUAGAGUGAGCUUUUGCUGGAAAACGGGAUUUUGGUUUCUUACAGGUUGCAUUUGCUGAUAUCGUCCCAUCUUACUCUUACCAGUAGCGAAGGCAUUAGCCUUUUGACAAAGUGACUCUAGAGCAUGGCUCUGAAUCAGCAGAACUAUGUAGUGUUUGUCAAUGGAAUCAAAAAAGAAAGAUCCAAAUUGCACGAUUAUUUUAAAGGAUAUAGCAGAAUUCAUUCACAAGGAAAAAAAGGUGUCUCCAAGAUCUCAGCAAGUCUCCUCCAGUUCCAGCUUGCGCUGUUUUCACACCUCUUUGGUCACUUUGAUUAAUCACUUUAUUUGGGGUUUUCUUGUACAAGUGAAAUGCAUACCGUAUAGUAUGAGAAGAAUUUAAUAUGCCUCAUUCUGUCCGUUAAAAAUUAAACUUACAGAGAUGCUUUAAAAAGUCACAUCUCCAAGCACUUUUUUCCUCCACUUUCAGUGCAUGAGCGCUGGGACUGGAUUUUUUAUAUUGAUUUUUAUAUUGCCUUUGCUAGAAGAAGAAAAGAAGAAGUUAUUGCAGAAAGUGUUAGUGGGUGCCCAGUUGGUAAAAUUACAAAGAGGCAUUCAAGAAUGAGGUGAAAUCCUGCAAGUGGAGUUCCAUGUACCCCUCUAAGCAGGCAUGCACAGCGUUGGACUAAGAAAAAUUAUCCUAAAAAUGUGCCGAAAUGGAACUAUUAUAUUUUUCCUUGUCAUCAUUUUUUGUUGCCCUUAGGUAAAAUGUGUCAGCUUCUAAUUUGUAAAUAUUUCUUUCUGUAUUGCCAAUGCAACUGUCAGAAAUUGUUACUGCAUUGCUAUGCAAGCCUGUUUGUAGGUACGGUUUGGUUAACUCAGGUCUUUUACAGUGAAGGAAUUGCCGACAGGCUGAAAAUCAGAAUGAUUGUAGAUUUUAUCCAGACUGGAAGGGAGUACCCAGCAAAGAAGCUGAAGUAUCUAGGAGUCGUUAAUUUGGUAAGGGGUGACUGUUUUUUGCAUUCCAAAUAGUUACUAAUAGAAUCCAGUUUCUGCAGGUGUCCACUCCUUAUGAAUCUGAUUUUCAGUCUUUGCAGUGCAUUUCUGGCAGGCAGUGAUCAGGAAAUUUCCCAGGCUGGCUUAAAUAUAACACAAAAGAAAAUACCAGAGAGAUUUUAUAUCAAACACGUGAAUACUUUUUUUUUUUUUUUUUUUUUUUGCUUUGGGGGUUUUUUAGUAGGUAAUGAAGCAAGUAAUAUUUUAGGGGGUUUUGUAAUAGUUUCUACUCCAGAGGAGGCAAAACAUUUGACCUGCAGUUGCACCAACCUGUCGGAGGCUAGACCUUGAUGGUUUUCUGCUUUGCGCAGUCCUUUGGUGUUGCAAACCCCAAAUAAACCACAGCUUGUACAAUAUUUUUGGGAAAAAAUAAAGAAAAGAAAAAUAAUUAUAUUCUAUCAGCAAAGUCCUCAAGAUUUCAGGUGCGAUGUUUACAAUAUUGAUAUAGGUUUCCGGUGUAUACAGUAGGCAAAGAGGUUUGUUAUAUACUAGAGAAAGCAAGCCCCUUUCAAACAGAGUUUUGCAGUAACAAAAAAUGUAUGUAUUUUAGUUUUCAGUUCUUUAAAAACAGGAAGAGAAAGAUUUGACUAUUUUUUUCUGAUUGGAUAUUUUGUCUUCUCCACUGUAAUGUCACUUGGUGACUCAUCUGGUUCCCUUCUAGUCAAGGAGAAGUUUGCUGUUCCCUUAAAUAGGGGGCUUUUUGCAGCACUUGCAGCUCCCAGUGCAGUGAGAAAAGCAAUCACAUAUAAAUCCUUUUGCCCCCAUAUUCCCAGUUUCCUUGAUAGUCACAUGCUGUUUACUGUGAAAUAUAACUUCUCUCAUUAUGCUUGUGUCGCAGAAGGAACACAAGGAAGUAGAGAGUGUGAAAGCCCCAAACUAUUUAUGUUAUUACUUUUUCUUUUAGGAGGAGUCUGAGACUUUAGUUUCCAAGAACCCAAAAAUGCCUGUGUCUAGAAGUGUUCAAAGGGCCAUAGUUUACUAUUUAUGCUCUAAUUCCUGAGGGAACCUGGCGUUGCUUGAUUUGUUUUGAGCUAAUGUACCGAGCGUGUUGACACUCAUCUCUGAAAAUCAUCUGCCUCCUCCAGUAGAAAGAUGGUGUUUGAUGCGAUGUUGCAAGCCAUACAUCAGAAGUGAGCUGCAAGAAUCUAUCUACUAGGAAAAAGGGUUUCUACUGUGCUCUUGGCAGCAUUUUAAACUCCCUUCCUCCGUGAGUGAAAUCCUUUAUAGAAGGCUGGGGAAAUGGCUGUGUGUCACCAGUGGCCUCCCCGCGACCUUGUGCAGGGUGCUGGCUCUCAUAGCAAAUGACGGUCACGUACUGGCAGUAAAUGGUUCCCAGGGCAGAUGUAAUUUGAGAAUGCAUUUGUUAACAAUGCAAGGAUAGUUGUUCAUCAUUUUUUACCCUGGCAUUGUGUGUGAACGUCUCUUUGCGUUCAUCAUCAAGUUAAAAUCCAAGACUGCGAUUUCUCAGCACCUUUUGAGUGGAUGCAUUUGGGACUUCUACCCUUAGUGUUCUACUGUUAGAAGUUCUUAGGAUCCUGAUGGUCUGAAUUUAGAAGGAAGUUAAGUCUGUAAAGGUUCAGAUAAAUGCUUCUAAAAGUGCCAUUUGGCAUUCAAGCAAAUUCUGUACCCAAGUCCCUUUUUAUGCUUUCCAUGCUGGACAUUAAGUUCAUUUGUUUUCUUUAGAAAGUUCUCCUAAACGUGUCUGCUUUUUAGAUACAAAAAAUUUAUGAAAUUCUGCCUCCAUCUUUCCUCCUUCAGAAAUGAUUCAGAAAGUAGAAAGCAGCAUGGAGAAGCCAAGGAUCUUGCCAGACUGAGCACCAGUCAGUGGUGCAGCCCAGGAGGACUGCCCACCCUGUGCCCCAGUCCGGGCGUAUUUGCACCCAGUGCCGUGCCUGUGCUGCUGAGCUGUGAGCUGAGCAGUUGUGGGGCAGCUGCCAGUUUGGGUACUCGGCAGCCUGAGCCCCACCAGCUUUUAGUGGGACUUGGCAUCUUACAGAAUUUUGUCCGUUUCCAAAAUGAACCUUAGGCACUUUUGAAACUUUUGCCAUAAGUAUAAUGGAGCAAAAGGUUUGCGGUCGGUCCCAGGUGUUAACAAAGAACUUGUGCAAAGUCUCAUUAAUUAUCUGGCACAUCCUGCUUGGUCUGUGCGGUGUGAUCCUGUGCUGGUGAUGGGGAGGGCUUUGCUGUCGAUGAAGGUGGUUGCAGGCUUGAGUCCACCUUCUCACUGACUUUCCAUAGCCGCAGCCAGAUGUGCCAGUCAGUGUGGGCCGGGCAGCCCAGCAAACCCAGCUGUGCCCAGGGCCGCGAUCCACAGAAGGCACAAGGUGCUUGACCAGGAAAUACCCCGGGGAGAUGCACCAGCUGAUUCAAGUGUGGGAGAAGCAGCGCAGAUGUGCUGUGGUUCAUUCUAGAGCUGAGCCAUCUGAUAGAUGUAGCGCUCAAUAGGUUGGGAGGGCAGCAAUGGCAGUCUGUGGCUUUUCUUUCUCUGAAAGAACAGGCUCUUGAAUGUCGGAGAACCUGUAAUUCAUAAAAAUGUAUAAUAUUUGCUAUUAUUUUUGCAAUGAGUUGUGGUUGAGAUGUUCCAGCAUUAUGCAUUUAAGGAAAAAAGGUUUCAAUUUAAGGACGAGUAUGAGAAUUUCUUAAGUGUCCGACAGCCUCAUGGGUGGAAGAUUAGAUGGAGGCAGGUGCCCAGAGCGGAGAACAUGCCUCUCCCAGGUCUGCUGCAGGCACCGCAUCUGGGAGGGUGGCACGGAUGGUUGCUUGCCCUUUCCAGUCUCAGGCCUGGACGUCGGCCUGAGAACUUGGGUAUUCCUCAGCUGGCAGCACAGCACUGGUGUAAUUAGUCCUCCAGUUGAUGGGGUUGUAGAUAUAUAGGGAGAAAGUCAAACUGGCAAUUUGUAGGGAAGAGAAAAGGAAAUUGUAGUCCAGUAUGAAAAAGACUUUACGCCACACAAUUUUCCUUUUCUUUCAAAAUCAAAUGUAAUUCCACUGGAAUGAAGUAACCAUGGAAUUUCUGGGGGUUUAAUUACUGUUUGAUGUGGCAGCAUUAGUCAAAAUGGUGGCAGCAUUAAAGAGAGGAUAAUUGUUCCGAUUAAGUAGGAUGGAGAAAUCUUUUUUUUUUUUAAUUUUAUUUUUAGGUGAAUCAACAAAUAAGAGUGUCCAGGCCUCCUGAAGAAAAUGCAUGUUAAGUGUUCUUGAAUAGAUGGGGGAACAAUUAAAAUUAGGUGACAGCUGUCUUAAGCAAUCAUUGGAAGAACUAGCAAAAAAUAUUGAUUAUUGGAGGCAAACUUUGAAUUAGAGCAAAAUAGGACCAGUACUUUUGGGAGGAACUUAGUAUGAUAAAUCUUUCUUUGAAUUUCAUCACUUUCAUUUAGCAAAACAACAUUCCUCUGCAGAUAAAUCAAAGCAGGGUUUUAGCCCCUGCUGUGGUAGUUAUUGAAUCCCAGUGUUGGAGGGAGCAGCAUGAGAGUUAUCCUCCAUUUACAUCGUAAUUAUGAUUUUUUCAGAGGCCAUUAAUAGGAUUUUCCUGGCAGGCAGGUGUUCUCUCGAUGAAAAAUACAUCACGCCUCCUCAGCAGGAUGCAGAUGUCACCCACGUGAGCACCUGCCGGAAUUUUUAGGACCAUACAAGCUCCUCGGGAGCCUGCGGGCAGAAGAGUGCGGGUGUAUUUCUAGAGGGUCCAUUUUCAUGACAACAAAGGUGGGCAAAAGCUCGAGCUAGUUAACAAUACUACUUUGAUAAAACUGAAACAACAAUAAGCAUUGUGCAGUUUGAAAGCUUGCCAACAUCACUUGAGGUGUAUGCAAAAAUUUCCCCGAGUGCUUGCACAUGUAAAACUAUUCCUUCUGGAAGGUGGUGAGUUCAGGUAAAACCAACUGGCCUUGGCCGUCGUCUGUCGAGCUGAAGGGUAUAGUAAACCAAGAAGAAUUUUUGACUGAAGUAGUUUAAUUCUCCCUCAUUAAAGAAAACUUUGCUUGGUGCUAGAGGAGGAAAAAAAAAAAAAAAAAACCAACUUAUUUCAGUUGAGCUUUUCAGGGCGCUAGUCCGUGCCAGUUGUUUCUUACUUCCAAAGCCGUGCUUGCAGUAUGUCCAAGGCGUGGAAAUGGGACAGCAGAUGAGACUCAUUCUGCUGCGGCUGGCAUAUGGGAUCUGCGUGCACGGAAGAGCGCCACUGAAAUCUGCAGGUGUGGAAAGUGGUGUGUCUGGGCAGUGAAUGAGAGGGGGAAACCCAAAUAUUUCUCUUUUCAGUCUGUACGGAAGCGUAAGAGCAGGUAUAAAGGACUUUGCCACAGCUGCGGACCGUGUAUCCUUUUACGAUUGAAUUCUCUUCUGAUUCAAAAAACGUAGAAAUCAGAUCAAAUAAGCAAAACACGGCGGGUGCUGCGGCCCCGGCGAGGCAGGCAUGCGUUAGCUUGCUUUUGCUCGGGCUCGCGCAGGGAGCUGCGCUUGCACCGUUGGCCCGCAAAUGGCGCGGGGUCCCGGGCGGCACGGCACGGCGCGGGGGGAGGAGCUGGUGAGAGGUAAAGAACAAAUGCCUAAUUUUGAAUUUCGGAGGGCUGUUGUCGAAGUAGCUGGAGAAAUACCUUAGUGUAAUGUAAUCCAACUCUAUACCCACCUCAACGUGGUUUGCUCGCAGCGAUAGCCCCGAGGCAGCGGGCUUCGAGGCUCUGGUUUUCGACACUGUCUUCCUUUACCACAGCGAACACUUACAAACAAUUAAUGUGAAUUAGCAAUUGCUCUUUGCUUUUAAAUAUUUAUUUAAAGGAGAUUGAGGGUUUUGGGUUUUGUUGUUGGUUGGUCGUUGGUUUUUCUUUUCUUCCUCAACCCUAGUCAUUUUGCCCCCAUGCUUUCAUAAAAAGGGGCAAAAAAAAUGGUCUGUAGUCUGAUCAGAGAGAAAACAGGGGUUUGCCAUGUGUGUACAUACUACUUUAGGUAAAAAGCCCGUUGUCUGUUAAAACUAUCUUUCCUCUUCAAAGUUCCUACCUGAUUCUGACACACAAUGAAAAUCUGUAUUUGAAUGCAAAAUUUUCAUUUGUAGAUGUUUGUAAACCUUAAUUCAGUACUGCAGAUGGUAUCCUAAAAGAUCAAAGACAGCGUUAAUAACAGCUGCUAUGUGGUAUUGAUGAUAUUUUUAAUAUUUCAAUCAUGUCAGCAUAUAUUUGGUCAUUACUUUUCUAAAGUUAAGUCGUCUUUUCUUGAGUAAUCGAUCUAAGAUGUUUGCAUGACGGAAAGUCAUUUAAGUUCACUUUUUAAAACGACAUGAUUCAUACUGUAGGUUACGUUUGUUUAACAGAUUAACAUUUUCACUGAUGGGUGGCAGUUUUUUUUUCUUUUUAGUGCUUUUGAUAGAAGAACAUCUCGGACAUUUUCCAACAGAAACACAUUUUGUAAUCUUUGCCUCCAGUUGUGGAAGUAGUACCUAUCAAAAAUAAUUGUUUUCCAAUACAGUUUGGCCAUCUGGGUAACAAUAUGCAAGAAUGUAUAUCACGUACAAGAUAUGAUUAAAAAAAUAAUAAUCCCAUUUUGGUGAAAGUAAUCAAGAAAUUAAUCCAAGGUCAAAACCCCUUUCUAAGUGAAAAUUUUGGAUGUGUCGAUAUAAUUGAAGCAGUUGCCCGCCCACCAGAUUUUGGGGCCAAAUCAUACAAAUUUGCUAUUUUCAAAUUCACAAAAGGCCGACCAAUGUUUUUCUACUUCGGAAAACACUGAGGGAUUUGGUCAUCUUACAUCCUAUCCUAUGAAGUCUGACUCCUGGCCUGCUACCUGGGGGCACUGCACCUCAGACACAGUUAUUUCAUGAUGCUCAUUGAGACUCGGCUCUAGUAGCAAGUUUCCGCAAUCCACACAUGUACUUCAAAAUUAAUCCCUCCUUGAUUUUUUUCACUUCAAAAGGAGAGAGAAAGGGGGGAAAUGUAAUUUUAUACGGCUCUAUUUGAAAAGGGGUUUGUGUACCUUUAUAAUUCUUUUGAAGCAAUAUUUUAAAAAAUAACUGCCAGCCAAAGUGGCAAUGCAGAGAAGUGCCAUCUUGUUCAGGAUUUGUACACGCCAGUUUUUAACACAGUGUUCUUUUCACUAAGUACUACAUACGUUAAUUUAUAUUUAUAUAUUGUCAAUAUUGUUGUAACCAAGCUUCUCCUUUUUAAACACUUCAGGAACAAGGCCUUGUAUUUUUAGGUGAUUUUCAUAAACAGAAUAAUUCUUUUCCUUUCACUAGUAUCUUGCACUCGAUACAUGUAGCAAUACUUAAUAUAUUCUCUUCACAAGUAUUUGUUAAGUGAUUUAGUUAAUGGCUGAUAAAUGUUUUGUACAAAAUAGAUUCUGUACAGGAAAAAAAAUCUUUUAGAUAAACAUUAUUUAUUUUUACUGUUUUGUAAGUUAGACACUAUAAUGAAGCUCCUUUUCGCCAGAAUUACUGGAAGUGCCUCUUGGUAAAAUGUAUUAUACAGUAAAUAUCUAUUCAAAAUUAUUAGAAAUACUUGUCACAAAAUGAACAAUGUGGAUGUUGCAAUGUGAAGACAAAUGUACAACAUAAAUAUAAUUCUGUGGUAUCCCGU
This is a messenger RNA of Grus americana (Whooping crane), 13454 nucleotides long. RefSeq names its product phosphodiesterase 3A (gene PDE3A). Bases 370 to 3693 code for a protein of 1107 amino acids. Gene Ontology annotation, biological process: oocyte maturation; positive regulation of oocyte development. Gene Ontology annotation, cellular component: cytosol. The transcript is spliced from 16 exons. The record is from RefSeq and is a predicted model, not a curated record. Gene Ontology annotation, molecular function: 3',5'-cyclic-AMP phosphodiesterase activity. NCBI's taxonomy places the organism in Eukaryota, Metazoa, Chordata, Aves, Gruiformes, Gruidae.